AUGCACUAUAUCCGCUUCCUGCGUCCACCCAAAAUCGAGGUCCAAAAGGGCCAAUCCUCCCUCAGCCUCGUAUUAGUGCUAUCGACGGAUCUAGGCGACGCGCUACUCGCCAGCGAGGCCAACGUGCUCCUCAACCUCUGCCUCUUCACCCAAGGCCGGAACGAUGGCCACACGCUCGAGCCCGGCUUCAAAACCACGCUGACGUGGGAGCGCGGGGCCCGGGUGCUCAAAAAGACGGUGCCCAUCCCUACAAAUUCUUGGAAGCAGCUCCUGAUCCGGCCGGCCGACCUUGCCGUGGCAGCUCGUCAGUUCUCGCAGCUGGUGUCGUGGGCCUCGUCGUCGUCGGCGACGGGCCGUCCGCGCGGGCUCAUCAUGCCGGUCUGGUUCGAUUUCGAGCUGCAGGAGGAAAGCGAGCGGGCCGGGCGUAAAGACGUGUGCCUACGCAAGCUGCAUCUGGUGGGCACCACCGUUUUAGAGUUUGAGGAAGAGUUUGGCGACAGCAUCGCACGCCACGUCUGGGAUGGAGGGCUCGCUGCGGUGUCGUUUCUCUCGCAGAUCUUGGGCGGCCAGGCGAAAGCGGAUGCGGCGAUCGGGGCGAGGAUGCCCGUGCUUAGGGGAUGCUUCUCGACGAGGGGCCGAUGGACAUUAUCGAGAUUGGGUGCGGUGUCGGUGUUUUGGGCGUCGGACUCUGCGGGAUGCUCGCCGCCACGCGGCAGGAUGCCGGGGUGGGGGACUACCGUGUAG
Molecule: messenger RNA, 744 nt
Organism: Parascedosporium putredinis
Lineage: Eukaryota; Fungi; Ascomycota; Sordariomycetes; Microascales; Microascaceae
Source: the annotation of a GenBank genome assembly